AUGACGACUAAUGGACAAAAUGGUCUUAAUGGAAGAGAUCUUCGAAUUAAAUUAUUUGAUUUAAUGAAAUCAAAAGGCAUUGUUGAUAAUGUUAAAACACAUUUACGUGGUCGUUUAAUUCAUGAGUUACGUGGUGGUGUUGAUAAUCAAAUUCGAUUUUCAUCUUCAACAACACAACCUACACUUCUUGUUCGUGCACUUAAUGCAUUAAUUCUUGAUUAUUUUCAAGGACAACAUUAUGAUUAUACAACAAGUGUUUUUGUACCUGAAGCAAAUAUUAAUGAUUAUAGAAUUAUGUCCGAUGAAGAAAUUCUUCGUUUACUUAAUAUUUCAACAGAAUCAAGUUUUUAUAAGAAAAUUAAAUCAAAUAGUGAAAUAAAUGAUCAUACAAGUUUAUUAAUGUCCAUGCUUACAUGUAUUUCAUCAUGGCUACCAGGUUCAUCUCAAAAUAAUAGUACACAAACCUCAAAUGAUCUAUGGGCAGGUUCUAUUGCUGGAUCAACUCUUGAUGAAAAAUUGAAUAAUCUUGAUGCUAUGUAUAUGAAUCGUCAUGAUGAUUUAACAUCAACACAUAAUUUAUCAACUGAAGAAAAAUUAUUAUUAUUUCAAAAAAAUAUUGAAUUAAGAACGAAAGAAAAUCUUAAACAACAGAUGGAUCAAUUUCGUGAAAAUGAAAUAAAAAAAAUUCGUGAUGAAGAACGUUUGAAAUGUCAAAUGGAAUUACAAACACUUCGAAAAGAACUUGAAACACUUUAUCAAUCGAAACAAGAUACUUUAAAUGAAAAAGAAAUGCGUAUUGGAGAUCGAUUUAAAGCUGAACUUGAAAAUGAAAGACGAGAAUUAUAUGGUCAACGACAAACAUUUCUUGAAGAAUUAAAAACAAUGAAAAUUCGAGAAACAGAAAAUCAAAGAAAUCUUGAAUUACGAGAGCGAUCGUUGACAUUAGAAACUGAUCGUUUAAAACGUCUUGAAGAUGAUAUUCGUAAACGCGAAGUAACAUUAUCAAAUACAGAAUUGCAUGUUGAUGAACAAGUACAAAUGAAAUUAAACAAAUUAAGAUUUGAAAUGGAACAACAAUUUACAGAACGAAAUAAAAAUUUACAAUUAAUUGAAAUGAGAAAUCAAGAAGAAGCAAGACGACUAAGUGAAGAACGUCUCUUAGCUGAACAAACUAAAACUGAAGUAGCAUCAUUACGAAAACACUAUUCUGAAGCUGAUUCAACAAUUCAUCGUUUACAAAGUGAAAUAAAAAUUCUUCAAAAUGAAAAUGAAAUUUUACGUGAAAAAGCUAAACAAGUAGUUGAUUAUCAAGCAAUUCGAGAAGAAAAUGCUGUUUUAAAAUCUCAAAUGAAUAAUACAACAAGUCGAUCACAACGUUCUCAUCGACAUCAUCAUGAUAGUAGUAGUUCAUCACCUCGUGAACGAUCUACAAAUUCCCGAGGAAUUAUUCGUGAAUUAAAAAAUGUUCUUGAUAAUCAAGAAGUUGGUCAAAAAGUUGUUAACAAUGAAUUAAUUGAUUUAAAAACACAAAUUGCUUUAUUACAAUCAUCAAACGAACCAGAACCUUACUUUAAUGGUCGUUUUCCAAGCAAUCAUGGUGGUGAUUAUUUAUCGCGUGUAAUUAAAUCAACAAGUGAUGUUCAAUUAAAUCAAAGUCGAUAUUCAACAUCAUCAAAUUAUAAUCAAUUUAUUGAAGAUGCAAAAUUACGAAUGCUUGAACUUGAUCGAGAAGCUGAUAGAGUUGAAGAAAAUUAUCGUGACUAUCAACAUCGUAUUAUGAAUAAGACGUCAUAUACAAGUAAUUUACAACCUACAGAAAUUGAUUAUUCAUCAGUAAGACGUAUGCCAACUGUUAAAUUAAGUGGACAAACACAGGGAACAACAACAAAUACAAUGCCAACUUCAUCAUCAUUGCAAGAUAUUAGUUCACACACGCAGAAAUUUAAUUGGAAUAAGGAUCAACCAUCAAUUAAUUUACCUGAGAGUUUGUUAACAUCAAAAAAUAAAACAAAUGAUAGACAGAAAAGUAUUUCACAAAGUAAUGAUCGCAUCUUUGAACAUCCUGAAAUAACAAUAAAACCAUCAACACAUGAUGAUAAAGCUCAUCGACGUUUAUUGACAACAACAACAAAACCAUCGCAUACAAAUGAAAAUAGUUUAGGUAGUGCACCAAAUAUUCUUGAACAUCCUGAUAUAAAAAAACCAAUUGUAAUGGAUAUUAAUCAAAAAUCAUCAUCAUCAUCAUCAUCACCUAUUAGUAAUAAUGAUAGAAAAUUAACUCGACAACAAUCUGCUGAUAUUUAUACAACAAGAACACAAACAAUAUUACCUUUUAAUCGUGAUACUAAUCAAACAAAUUUUGUUACAAAUCCAAUACGAUCAAGUUCACCUGUAUCUUCAAUUGAUGAUCUUGUAGAACGUCAUGAACAAGAAAAAAGUGAAACUACUAGUUCAUCAACACCUCCACCAACAAGUAAAGGUCCGGUAAAAAUCAUUCGUGAGUAUGCCGAAACAAGCUCAACAUCGGAUGUUGAUUCAACAGGCAAACAUUCCAAUAAUCAUAAUAAUAAUCAUCAUAAACCACAAUCGGAAGAAGACGAUUUUUGGUGA
Molecule: messenger RNA, 2610 nt
Organism: Rotaria sp. Silwood1
Lineage: Eukaryota; Metazoa; Rotifera; Eurotatoria; Philodinida; Philodinidae
Source: the annotation of a GenBank genome assembly